AUGAUCUUUAUCCAAUUUUACUUCAUUUUAUUAAUUGUUUACGUCGUUAAUUCAACAUCUAUUACAAAUUAUCCAGUUGUUAAUAUAAAAGAGAAUGCACCAGUGGAUACACUCGUUAUUCAAUUACCAGUUGAUCAAAAUAAAAUUAUGUUAUUAAAUAUGUCCGGUUUUGAAUUAAAUUAUCUUACAUUAAAUAAAUCGGAUAAUAGUAUAAGAAUAAAGAAAUUAAUUGAUCGAGAACAGUUUGUUAAUGAUCACUAUUGUGAUAAACAACAAUGUCUUGUAGAACUACAUUUGUUAGUACAAGACGGAUUAAAGUAUUGGGUUAUUCCUCUGCAUAUUCUCGAUGUUAAUGAUUGUGAACCAAAAUUUGCCAAGGAUGAAUUACAUUUAGUAUUUCGAGAAAAUGUACCGGUUGGUUAUAAAAUUCCAUUUCAAGGUGCCAUUGAUUAUGAUGAAGGUGUCAAUGGACAAAUACGCUAUAUACUUGAUUGUAGUAAUACAUUUGAAAAACGUCAAUGGAAUCAUUAUUCAUACAAAUUACCAGUAUCAAUAGAUUGUAAAAUGUUUGAAUUAGUAAUAUUAGCACAAACAUCGAUUACCUAUGAUCAAUUGGCGUUAAAAUUUAUUGGCGAUAAUAUUGAUAGAGAACAACAAAGUGAAUAUAUUUUAAUGUUAUACGCUGUGGAUAAUGGACAAGAAGUACAGUUACAGAGUUCAAUGAAAUUAUUUAUUAAAAUUGACGAUGUUAAUGAUAGUGCACCGAUAUUCACUCAAAAAUAUUAUGAAUUUAUAUAUAUAUCAACCACACAAAAUCGAUCGUUACCUCAACCAGGUCUAAUAUUUGGAAGAGUUUUGGCACAUGACAACGAUGAAGGAAUUAAUGGAAUUGUACGAUAUUCAAUUAUUGGACCAUCUUAUGGUGUACAAAUUGGUUUAUUCACUGGUGAACUAAUAGCAUCAUCAAACGUUACAAUUUCGGACGAUAACGAUAUUCAAUUAACAAUUGAAGCGUCGAAUAACGAACAAUCAUCUUCGUCAUCGACACUACGAAGCCAAACUCAAGCAAAAAUCAAUUUUCGUGAUCAGUCAAAGAUGAAACCUGACGUUAAUGUUGAAAUAUUAGCAUCGGAUAGUGAAAUGCUACAAGUAAAUAAUUUAUCACCCAUAACAUUUAUUGUUCAUAAACUAGUAUUUAUCGGUCAACCAUUGUUAAAAUUAACAAUUCGUAAUCAAUUUUAUUUAAAUGAUACGUUUACAUUAUCUCUUGAUACGCAUACAACUACAUUUCAAUUCACAUCCGUUGUAAAAACAAAUCAAUAUAUUUUGAAAACACGUCAAUUAUUAACGAACAAAGUUUAUUCUUUAACAAUUGGUGUUAAACAUACACUAUCACAACAAUGGUUAACAAAUCUUGAAAUAAAACUCAUUUUAACAAAUGAUAAUGAUUGGAGUCCAAAAUUUGAAUCAAACAUGUACAAUAUAACAACAAUUCGAUCACAUCAUCUUCCACGUAUACACGCAACAAAUUUUUAUCCAUUAGUAAUACCAAUUGUUUAUGAAAUUGAACAAAAUUCCUAUAUAACUAUUGAUAAACAAAAUGGAUUUUUGCAUUUUAUAAAUACACCAUCCACCAGUCAACAGUUAUCUAUUUAUGCUUUGAGUCCACGUAUUAAUUCAUCAACACUAUUGAAUAUCGAGUAUAUUUCACCACCAACUCCAUUUUGUAGUAAAAAUACAACAUUUACAAUUCGAGAUGAUGCACCUGUUGGAACAGUUAUUGGAACAUUAGAAGUUAUCGAUGAUAAUAUAGAUAAAAACUAUUCUAUUUCACAAGUAAAUUCGUUUAUUGUUGAAAUUAAUUCAAAAAAUGGUACAUUAUUGCUAAAAUCGCCUAUUGAUUAUCAAACAAAACAAAAUCAAUAUAUACUAAAUGUCACUAUUGAUAUUGGUGAAAAACAGAAUAUGACGUGUACAGUGAAAUUAAACAUUACAAAUGAUAUUGAUAAUAAUUUACCACGUUUACUGAGACAUCGUUCAAAUGACAAUGAUACCCAAUCAGAAUUAUUUGAUUUUACAACUACUACCAUUCCUUCUUCUAGUAAUAAACCUGAUUUUCUUGUUCAAAUCGAUGAACAAUUAUCAAAUGUAUCAAAAUAUCGUAUUGGAUUAAAAUUAUGUGAUCAAAACAGUCCAUCAUUAUGUUCAAAUGUUAGUGUUCUCGUUAUUGUAAGUGACAUUAAACCAAAUUUAUUUAUAGAUCAACAUCAAAUGUCUCUUCAAUAUGAACGGCGCUCGUGGCUACCUGUGAGACCCAUUGAAUUAGCAUUAUUUGCCUUAUCAUUUUUGUUUAUUAUCGGUACAUUAGUGUUAACUCUUAUUAUUUGUCGUUUGAAAGGAAUUCGAAUGUGUUUAGCAACAAAAAAUUAUUUAUUAUAUGGAAAAAAAUAUGGUUUAAGUGAUGCACAUUUGAAUACAAAAAAUAAUUCAACAAAAAUGAUGGGACACGCACAAACCAUUAUUGUCAGAGAAGAACAUCCCAAUGAUAAACGAUCUAUUCGUGAAACAGCAGACGAAUAUAUGCAUUAUAUUCAAACGAGAGAUAUUGAUCGUGAUCAUAUGUUUGAAACAUUGUCAAACGGUACAAAUGAUGAAAAUAUUUUACGUCACCAAUGGCAACGUUCUCUAUGUCUGGAUGCUUAUCAUCCAUCAAAAGAAAUGUUUUCGAGUAAAGAUAUUUUAUUCAAUAUUGAUCUGUUUGAAGAACAAUUGAAUCAUCCCACUCCAAAUAGUAACAAUAAUAAUCUCUACCAUUUAUCAUCAUCUCACUCAAUUGGAAUUACUGACGAACAAAUAUUGAAUAAAAAUGGUUCAUUUCUCAAAGAAACAAAGCAAUUAUUAACGAAUAAAACUGAAUUAUUGCCAAAUAUUGUACAUUGCACAACGAAUAGUCCAACAGAUACAUUAAGAUUAGCAUCAGAAGUGUGA
Messenger RNA from Didymodactylos carnosus, 2988 nucleotides. Lineage: Eukaryota; Metazoa; Rotifera; Eurotatoria; Philodinida; Philodinidae. The record is from the annotation of a GenBank genome assembly.